Harpia harpyja (harpy eagle) is the source of this 5428-nucleotide messenger RNA. RefSeq names its product ATPase phospholipid transporting 8B1 (gene ATP8B1). Lineage: Eukaryota; Metazoa; Chordata; Aves; Accipitriformes; Accipitridae. The transcript is spliced from 30 exons. Bases 433 to 4191 code for a protein of 1252 amino acids. Gene Ontology annotation, molecular function: ATP hydrolysis activity; ATPase-coupled intramembrane lipid carrier activity; magnesium ion binding. Gene Ontology annotation, biological process: phospholipid translocation; Golgi organization. Gene Ontology annotation, cellular component: plasma membrane. The record is from RefSeq and is a predicted model, not a curated record.
UAUAGGGACAGGGCCGGGGCCGGCGCGGCCCCUCCCCUCCUCCUGCGCGGCGGGGCCGGCCCGGCGAACUGGGGGAACCCGUUUGUCCGGUCUGACGGCGGUUCCCGCGGGGAGGCCCGGCGGGAGCGGGGCCGUCGGAGGCAUGAGAGAGCCCUGAGAGAGCGAGCGAGCGGCGCCGGGACCCGCGCCCACAGAGAUGCGCGUCAGUUGAUCAUCAGCCUGACCGCAGAGUCUCCCCGGUCUGAAACUUUGGGUUAAAGGAAGAACAAGUGUUUGCUGGGAGAUGGAGCCUAACUUAAAGUCCAAAACAGGGGAUUCUUCCUGAGCAGCUGGUGGUCUCUGUGUGCUGACGGUACGAGCGUUUCAAGCUACAUCUGUAAUGCAGUCUCUUGGUUCAGUCACAAACUGCGUUGGAUAAAGGGCGCUAGCAGCAUGAUCUCAGAAAGGGAUUCAGAGACCACCUUCGAUGAGGAUUCCCAGCCUAAUGAUGAAGUGAUGCCAUAUAGUGACGAUGAAACGGAGGAUGAGUUGGACAGUCGGCAGCCUGCAGUCGAACCAGGACAAAACCAAAUCAACAGAGAUGCUGAGGAGAGCCAAGAACCAUUGAAAAAAGAUUGCAGCUGGCAAGUUAAAGCAAAUGAUCAACGCUUCUAUGAACAGCCCCAGUUUAAGAGAACAGUAUUUCUGUGCUUCAAAAAAAGCAAAUAUGCAGCAAAUGCAAUUAAGACGUACAAGUACAAUCCUAUUACUUUUUUACCACUCAAUCUGUUUGAACAGUUUAAAAGAGCAGCCAACUUCUAUUUCCUCGUUCUUCUCAUUUUGCAGUCAAUUCCCCAAAUAACUACACUGUCAUGGUAUACAACACUGGUGCCCUUACUCUUGGUGCUGGGAAUAACUGCAGUCAAAGACCUAGUGGAUGACAUUGCUCGUCACAGGAUGGACAACGAGGUUAAUAAUAGGACAUGUGAAGUCAUCAGGGAUGGAAGGUUCAAAAACACAAAAUGGAAAGAUAUUAAAGUUGGUGAUAUCAUUCGUCUGAAGAAAAAUACUUUCGUUCCUGCUGAUAUUUUGCUGCUAUCCAGCUCAGAACCAAAUAGUCUCUGCUACGUAGAGACAGCUGAACUGGAUGGUGAGACUAACUUAAAAUUCAAAAUGGCACUUGAGGUAACACACAGAUAUCUUCAAGAAGAAAGUGCAAUGGCAGACUUUAAUGGACUGAUUGAAUGUGAAGAACCUAAUAACCGACUGGAUAAGUUUGCAGGAACAUUAUUCUGGAGAAACAUGAGUUAUUCACUGGAUGCUGAUAAGAUUUUAUUACGUGGAUGUAAAAUCAGGAAUACAGACUUCUGCCAUGGAGUGGUCAUAUUUGCAGGUGCUGAUACAAAAAUAAUGAAAAAUAGUGGAAAGACAAGAUUUAAAAGGACAAAAAUUGACUCCCUUAUGAAUUACAUGGUUUAUACUAUUUUUGUCGUCCUCAUCCUGCUGUCGGCUGGCCUUGCCAUUGGACACACUUACUGGGAGCAGCAGAUUGGUAACUUGUCUUGGUACCUCUAUGAUGCACAAGACUUCAGUCCUCCAUAUCGCGGCUUCCUUAACUUUUGGGGAUAUAUCAUUGUUCUGAACACCAUGGUUCCCAUUUCCCUUUAUGUGAGUGUUGAAGUGAUUCGUUUGGGCCAAAGCUAUUUUAUAAACUGGGACCUGCAAAUGUAUUACCCUGAGAAGGACACGGCUGCGAAGGCCAGAACCACCACGCUGAAUGAGCAGCUGGGGCAGAUCCACUACAUCUUCUCUGACAAGACAGGAACACUUACACAGAACAUCAUGACGUUUAAAAAAUGUUGCAUAAACGGCCAAAGAUAUGGAGACUGCCGGGAUGGAGCAGGGCAGCUUCAGAGUCACCCAGAGCAAGUGGAUUUCAGCUGGAACAUGUACGCAGAUGGAAAGUUCUCAUUCUAUGAUCACUAUCUGAUAGAGCAAAUAAAAUCUGGAAAGGAGCCAGAAAUACAAAAGUUCUUUUUUCUGCUUGCCAUUUGUCACACAGUCAUGGUUGACACUUCUGAUGGUCAGCUCAAUUACCAAGCAGCUUCCCCAGAUGAAGGGGCCCUUGUUACGGCAGCCAGAAACUUUGGCUAUGUUUUCCUUUCACGAACACAAAAUACUAUCACUAUAAGUGAAAUGGGGAUUGAAAGAACUUACGAUGUCCUUGCUAUCUUGGAUUUCAACAGUGAUAGAAAACGGAUGUCUGUUAUUGUAAGAGAAUCGGGUGGAAAUAUCAGGCUAUAUUGUAAAGGAGCUGAUACAGUAAUUUAUGAACGGUUGCACCCAAGGAAUCUAAAGAGAGAAGUUACAGAAGAAGCACUAGACAUUUUUGCAAAUGAAACUCUUAGGACACUCUGCCUGUGCUAUAGAGACAUUAGUCAUGAUGAAUUUGAAGCAUGGAAUAAAAAGUUUGUGGAGGCCAGUGUAGCUACAACUAAUCGUGAUGAAGCUCUGGACAAAGUGUAUGAGGACGUAGAAAAAAACUUGAUUCUGCUUGGUGCAACAGCUAUUGAAGACAAACUGCAGGAUGGAGUUCCAGAAACUAUUUCCAGGCUUUCAAAAGCAGACAUUAAAAUCUGGGUGCUUACUGGUGACAAAAAAGAAACUGCUGAAAAUAUUGGAUUUUCUUGUGAACUCUUAACAGAUGAAACAACAAUCUGCUAUGGAGAAGAUACCAGCGCUCUUCUUCAAACUAGGCUGGAAAACCAGAGGAACAGAGCUGGAUCAAGUACACAUUCCUCUCUAAGAAUGAACGAGCCCUUCUUUCAGGGUAGUAAAGAUCGUGCUUUAAUAAUCACUGGCUCCUGGUUGAAUGAAAUCUUGCUAGAGAAGAAAAAGAAGAAAAAGAAGCUUAAACUGAAAUUCCCUAAAACAGCAGAAGAGAAGAAAAAGCAAACUGAGAGGAGAAGAAGGGCUGAAGCUUACAAAGAACAGCAGCAGAAGAACUUUGUGGAUUUGGCCUGCGAAUGCAGGGCUGUGAUCUGCUGUCGAGUGACUCCGAAACAGAAAGCCAUGGUGGUCGAGCUUGUGAAGAAAUACAAGAAAGCUAUUACUCUGGCUAUUGGGGAUGGUGCCAAUGAUGUAAACAUGAUUAAAACUGCCCACAUUGGAGUUGGAAUCAGUGGCCAAGAAGGGAUGCAAGCCGUCAUGUCAAGUGACUACUCUUUUGGGCAAUUCCGCUACCUCCAAAGACUGCUGCUGGUCCACGGACGAUGGUCUUACAUUAGGAUGUGCAAGUUUUUAAGAUAUUUUUUCUACAAAAACUUUGCUUUUACACUAGUCCACAUCUGGUAUUCAUUCUUUAAUGGCUUUUCUGCCCAGACAGCAUAUGAAGACUGGUUCAUCACGCUGUACAACGUAUUGUAUUCUAGUCUCCCGGUUCUGCUAGUUGGCUUGCUUGACCAGGAUGUGAGCGACAAAUUGAGUCUUCGGUUCCCUAGACUGUACAUUUUGGGACAGAAAGAUUUACUUUUUAACUACAAGAAAUUCUUUUUAAGUUUGCUUCAUGGAGCUAUAACUUCAUUGAUAAUCUUCUUCAUACCAUAUGGAGCUUACCUUAAAACUAUGGGACAAGAUGGGGAAGCACCUUCAGAUUAUCAGUCAUUUGCUGUCACAGCAGCAUCUUCUCUUAUAUUUGUUGUCAAUUUUCAGAUUGGCUUGGAUACAUCUUACUGGACUUUUGUUAAUGCUUUUUCAGUAUUUGGGAGUAUUGCACUUUACUUUGGUAUCACAUUUGACUUCCACAGUGCUGGAAUCCAUGUCCUCUUUCCUUCUGCCUUUCAGUUCACAGGAACUGCUCCAAAUGCUCUAAGACAGCCGUACCUCUGGCUGACCAUGAUUUUAUCAAUUGCUAUUUGCUUACUUCCUGUAGUGGCACAGCGUUUCUUAUCAAUGACAAUUUGGCCUUUGGAAAGUGAUAGAAUUCAGAAGAACCGUAAGAAAUACAUGGCAGAAGAACAACAGUGGAAGCGAAGGCAGAGUGCUUUUCGCCGAGGGAUAUCUGGCCGUCGUUCUGCUUAUGCUUUCUCCCAUCAGCGGGGAUAUGCUGAUCUUAUUGCUUCUGGGCGCAGCAUACGGAAAAAACGGGCUCCUUUAGAUGCAGUCCUAGGCAACGGUGUGACAGAAGUCAGAGAUGCUUGUGAAACAAGCUGAUUUACUGCAUUUUGGGGAGAAGCUUCUUAUCCCAAGGAUUGCACAAAAAAAUAUUUUUUUUAAACAAACUCAGGAUAUUUUUUUUAACCAAAUGGCAUAAGGAUAUGAAGAUUUUUAUGUUUUAUCACGGAACUCCCUGGUUUUGGACUAGUGGAAACAUAGAAAGGCCAAGAGUUCUCUACGGAGCUACUAAUCCUUGUACAACUGAUAUCUGUUUAAUGUGAAAGUGAAGGAUAUGUGUGCUAGGGUAUCAACACCCAGCAUUGUAAUUUUUUAUUUUUUUUUUUUUUUUUAGUGAUGCCUGGAAUUGCAAACUUUUUUCACAUUUUAAUAAUACAUUGGUAUAAAACUGCAGCUACAUUUCAUAUUUUGUCUUUGAAAGCAAACUGCUAAGUAGCAGUUACCCUGUGUGCACCAUUUCAUUAAAUUGCACAGUCAUAAUGGCAAAUCAGAUGAUCAGUCUUUUGAGAGGGCCUUAGGUAUUCUCAGCUGAGCUUGUACAGCUGAGAUCAAGAUAUAUCUGGUGAUGAACUUCAGUCCUUAUUAGGAAAUCUGACACUUAUAGGUGUGGUUUCUGUUCCUUUCUCUUUCUUCAACGUUGACUACAGCUUGCUGCACCAAACAGAGAUAGAUAGUUCUUUGCAUCUUGUUAGUACGAGUGAUAUGGCAGUAUUCCCUUCAUAGCCAAUUCCUUGAUUUCCCCUGGAAUAAAGAGAUCUGAGUCAAUAAUUAAGAGAGGGGGUUUCUUCCUCACUUGCUUUUUGUUUCUCUGCCUGUCUCUCUUUCCAACUCUAGAAUAUCUUUGUAUCUAUUUAUACAGUGUAUUUAUGAACAGAUAUAUCUAAUCUCUGGAAAGCUGCCCUCUGAGCUGGCGAAAGUUUGUUCAUUUCAGUUUUAGAUACAGCAGUUGAUAAUGGAUAACUAGAAAACAGUUGCUUUUAGAUGGAACAUAUUUCACUUGCUAGUGAGUCAAUUCUUAAGAGCGUAAAAAGUGUUUUUAUGAGAGUCUCUCUACAUUUGCAGAUACUUUCACUCUUCAAGUUGAGAUGUAUGAAUGUUUCACUUCUAUCUACUGAGUCGCAGACUAAUGUUGAUUACUGAAGUGGUUUUAUAGUAAAAAUUAUGAUACGCAGCUCUUGUAUAGUGGAAUGUACAUUUCAAAAAAUUUAAUGCAAAUAAAUAUCCUAAAGUUUACAGCUUCUCAUCUAGUUUAAGUAUAUAGGUAAGAAUAGAAGUG